Uncinocarpus reesii 1704 is the source of this 4605-nucleotide messenger RNA. RefSeq names its product DNA repair and recombination protein RAD54. The record is from RefSeq and is a predicted model, not a curated record. Lineage: Eukaryota; Fungi; Ascomycota; Eurotiomycetes; Onygenales; Onygenaceae. Gene Ontology annotation, molecular function: ATP binding; ATP-dependent chromatin remodeler activity; hydrolase activity, acting on acid anhydrides. Bases 1 to 4605 code for a protein of 1534 amino acids. Gene Ontology annotation, biological process: phosphatidylinositol biosynthetic process; positive regulation of kinase activity. The transcript is spliced from 13 exons. Gene Ontology annotation, cellular component: endosome membrane; PAS complex; fungal-type vacuole membrane.
AUGAGAAGGGGUGCCACAUUCGUCGUCAAACCUCUUCAUGAUCCAAGCGGAGAAUUUUCUAUUGUUCUUUAUGACCCUACUGUUGAUGAGAAGCCAGAAGUCAAACAGGGAAAUGACCAGAAAAAAGAUGAGGAACCCUCAAAACCCAAGCUAGAUGAGCCGCUCAUCCAUAAAAGCCUGGCUGAAAUUCUGGGUAUUAAAAAGAAUGUCGAAGAAAGGCCAAAGGUUCCUGUGGUUAUUGACCCAAAACUUGCCAAAGUACUUCGGCCCCAUCAGGUCGAAGGUGUCAAGUUCCUUUACCGUUGCACCACUGGGUUGGUAGACCCAAAUGCACACGGUUGUAUCAUGGCUGACGAAAUGGGUCUCGGCAAAACGUCAGCUGAAGCUGGCAAGUCCACUCUUCAAAAAGUUGUGAUUGCUUGCCCGGCGACCUUAGUAGGGAACUGGGCCAAUGAGUUAGUGAAAUGGCUCGGAAAAGAUGCCAUCCAUCCUUUCGUGAUUGACGGAAAGGCCUCGAAAGCAGAGCUCACCCUCCAACUUCGACAAUGGGCAAUUGCUUCUGGACGGCAAGUAGUACGGCCUGUUUUGAUUGUGUCGUAUGAGACACUUCGACUCAAUGUCGGAGAACUUGCAGAGACCCCAAUUGGCCUCUUAUUAUGCGAUGAGGGCCAUCGUUUGAAAAACGGGGAUAGUCAAACCUUUACCGCGUUAAACGGCUUAAACGUGGCACGCCGUGUGCUCCUCUCCGGAACGCCAAUCCAAAACGAUUUGUCCGAGUACUACUCUCUCCUAAAUUUCACUAACCCCGGCCUCCUUGGGAGCCGGUCUGAAUUCCAUAAACGAUUUGAGAUGCCCAUUCUUCGCGGUAGGGAUGCCGACGGCACAGAAGAAGAGAGGAAGAAAGGCGAUGAGUGUUUGGCAGAACUUUUGGGCAUUGUGAACAAGUUCAUCAUUCGACGGUCUAAUGAUAUUCUCUCCAAAUACUUGCCGGUCAAGUAUGAGCACGUCGUUUUUUGCAACUUGGCGCCGUUCCAGGUCGACCUGUAUAAUCACUUCAUCCAAAGCCCCGAUAUUAAGAGUCUACUUCGCGGAAAGGGAAGCCAGCCGUUGAAAGCCAUUGGCAUCUUGAAAAAGCUCUGCAAUCACCCCGAUCUUUUGAACUUGUCCGCAGACCUUCCCGGAUGUGAACAGUUUUUCCCAGAUGAUUUUGUCCCGCCUGAAGGCCGAGGUCGCGAUCGCGACGUAAAAUCAUGGUAUUCAGGAAAGAUGAUGGUAUUGGAUCGCAUGCUCGCACGCAUACGCCAGGAUACUAAUGAUAAAAUCGUUUUGAUUAGCAACUAUACGCAGACUUUGGACCUUUUUGAGAGACUUUGUCGGUCCCGUGGAUACGGAAGUCUGCGCCUUGAUGGCACAAUGAACGUGAAAAAGCGCCAGAAAUUGGUCGAUAAAUUUAACGAUCCAAAUGGGGAAGAAUUCGUGUUUUUACUUAGCAGCAAAGCUGGCGGUUGUGGUAUCAAUUUGGUCGGGGCCAACCGCCUUGUCUUGUUUGAUCCGGAUUGGAACCCAGCUGCAGAUCAACAAGCGCUUGCUCGUGUCUGGCGUGACGGCCAAAAGAAAGACUGUUUUGUGUACAGAUUUAUAGCGACCGGAAGUAUCGAGGAGAAGAUUUUUCAGAGACAGUCCCACAAGCAAUUGCUAUCAUCCUGUGUCGUGGAUUCAGCAGAGGACGUCGAGCGUCAUUUCAGCUUGGGUUCCUUGCGCGAACUAUUUCAGUUCAAACCGCAGACGACCAGUGACACGCACGACACGUUCAAAUGUAAACGAUGCCGUCCUGAUGGAACCCAGUUUAUCAAGGCUCCGGCAAUGCUUUACGGUGACACGAGCACUUGGAAUCAUUUUGUCAACGACGGGGAGAAAGGCGCCAUGAACAGGAUUCAAGAUCUAUUAUUGAGACAAGAGGCGUCUGAAAAAGUCGUCAGUGCGGUUUUCCAGCUCGAGAGAGUGAUUCGAGAGUCCGUCGCGAAGGGAGACCAUGCUAGGAUCAAAGGCAUAAUCGAUCAGCUCUGCCGCGACUAUGCGUAUGCUGUUCAUCAACCACAUGCGAGGAAUGGAGGGCUGAUAGGGUUGGCUGCAGCGGCCAUUGCCCUAGGAUCAGAAGAAGUUGCACCCUAUUUGACAUCCAUCGUUCCCCCUGUCCUAGCAUGCUUUACCUGCCAGGAUGCUCGAGUUAGAUACUACGCUUGCGAGAGCAUGUACAACAUUGCGAAAGUGGCCAAAGGCGAAAUUUUACUUUAUUUUAAUGAUAUUUUCGACGCUUUGUGCAAACUAGCUUCGGAUACCGAACUCUCCGUGAAGAACGGCGCUGAGCUGCUCGAUCGAUUAGUAAAAGACAUCGUGGCUGAUUCGGCUGCCUCGUAUGUUUCAAUGUUAGAAGCCCCCUCCAAAGACGAAGAGGGCAAUGAGGAACUGGAGUCUCCGACGGCGUUUUCACUCGCAAGAUUUAUCCCGCUUCUCAAGGAACGGAUUCACGUCAAUAGUCCCUUUACGCGCAACUUCUUGGUUUCUUGGUUGACGUUACUGGAUAUGAUACCCGAUCUUGAGCUAGUUACCUAUUUACCUGCGUUCUUAGCGGGCCUGUUCAACUUUCUUAGCGAUCCAAAUAGGGAUGUUCAUACGGCCACUCAGGGCCUCCUCGAAAGGUUUCUUGGGGAAAUUAAGAAGAUUGCCCGAAUUAAGAAGGGUAUCGCCGAUAGCCGCCGCGAUCGAGAUACCGGUGAGUCCAAAGAUUCCAUUACGACGGACAGUGUGAGUGUAAACUCAGAGCGGAGCGAUGUAAAUGGACCCAGUGAAAAUGCGAUUGCGGAUUCGGAGUCAGGCACAGUGAAUGAAGACCAGAGUAUCAACAUCUACGGAGAUUGGGUUCCCGGGCAAGACAUUCAUGUUGACCAUCCCAAAAUCCUGGAGAUUCUGGUCGGCUAUGUUGACACUGCCUUUGAUGAGGAGAUACAGUUGACAGCGCUACGCUGGAUCGACAGCUUCUUCGAAAUAAGCCCAGGGGAUAUACUUCAAUUCGUUCCCCGGCUGCUCUCUCAAGUUCUCCCGGCGCUGUCGAGCGGAUCAGAGCAGGUAUGUCAGGCAGCUAGUCGCGUGAAUAAUUCCCUUAUGCAAUACAUUGUAUCUCUGCCGGAAGAUGCCACCAACGAAAGUCGGAUGACGCCACCCCAGCGAACUUCCACAAUGAAUUCCAAAGAUACAAAUGAACGCCUAGUAUCAAACACCACUAGGAAACCACCGGAUACAAUUCCAGCACAACAACUUUCGCGCCCCCAAUCAGUUGAACUAGCAACACAAAACACUGAACAGCACGAAGCAGCAGACCUUGAUUAUGCUGCAGCUGUUAACGUGUUGACCCUCCAAUUUCUUAACGAGAACGAAGCAACAAGAGUUGCCGCCCUUACAUGGCUCAUAAUGUUACACCAAAAAGCUCCCCGAAAAGUGUUAGCUUUUCAUGAUGGAACAUUUCCAGCUCUGCUUAAAACUCUCUCGGACCCAGCUGAAGCAGUGGUGACGCGGGAUCUUCAGUUGCUUUCCCAAAUUUCAAGGAACAGCGAGGAUAGUUACUUCACCUCUUUCAUGGUGGACUUAUUGCAACUGUUCUCUACAGACCGAAAGCUUCUUGAAGUUCGGGGCAAUCUUAUCAUCAGGCAAUUGUCUAACUACAUCAAGGACAUUGAAUUUGCCAGUAUUAUGGUCCAGAACCUCAAUAACAACCUCAUUACAGCACCAGAAUUGGCAGAUCUGAGAAAGCGACUUCGAAAUCUGGAGAGCAAGGAGGGCCAAACACUCUUCAUGGCCCUAUUCCGCUCAUGGUGCCACAAUGCUGUAUCGACUUUUUCUCUAUGCUUACUAGCUCAGGCGUACGAGCAAGCAUAUCAUCUACUUCAGGUCUUCGCGGAACUAGAGAUGACGGUCAACAUGCUUAUCCAAAUCGAUAAGCUGGUGCAGCUUCUAGAGUCCCCGGUCUUUACAUACCUUCGCCUUCAGUUGCUCGAACCUGAAAAAUACCCCUAUCUUUACAAAUGCCUUUAUGGAGUUCUCAUGCUCCUGCCACAAAGCUCAGCUUUUGCAGCUCUUAAAAACCGGCUCAACAGCGUGAGCAAUAUUGGACUGUUCCAUAAUGUUCCUAGAACGCCCGGAAUCGGUGGAGCCCCGUCAUUAGGUUACGAGCGGCCGACAGGAAGACUCAAACGAGAGGAAAGCGUAAUCCGAUGGGCUGAUCUAUUGGACAAAUUCAAAACUGUGCAGGAAAGAUCCAAACGCUCGCGAGGGUUAGCACAGCGAGAGUUUGAUUCGGAUAAGUAUGGGCCGAACCAGUCUUCUGCGGGUGACUCAAACGGUGGCAGGGACAAAACGUUGCCUGAGAUAUCUGUCACCGGCUCUAGUCCCGGGCCUCGUCCUGGCGAUGCGGGUGUAGCAAAAGGGCCGGGGCACAAAGCGAGGGCAUCAUUAGGGAAUUUUGGUCGGUUGAGUGGUAUUGGGCAGAGGAAGUUGAAAAAGUGCAAUGUUUCAGCGACGCUGGAUGAUUUGCAAAAUCCAAACUUUUAA